GUCCUUAGAAGAUGGAUUUAAAUACGUGACUUUUUUCAUCUGUAUUGAGGUUAACAUUCAGUUUCUCUGGUUGGGUUCCCUGAUGGAACAUACUGUUGUGGGUCAUCAUAUUUACUACACUCAACUUUGGUACAACUACUUACACACCACACAUUCUCACCUCCCAAGGCUUUAUGUAUGACUCUGCCUCUUCUAUAGUAGAUGAAUAAUUCUUUUCUUAAGCUGAUCUACCUACUGCUGCAUGCUAACUAAAAGGUCUACUGUAUUUUCAGUGUUUCAAUAUGUUAAGGUUAGGCUGAUGAUUUGAAUCAACAAUAGAAAAUAGCAUUUAGGAGAAGGGGCAACCGAUAGGCUCAGUCAGAAUUUCAGGCCAGCAAAGGCUGUUGUGAUAGGGUCAAGGGAAGGGUCUCUUUACAUCACAUUCAACAAGUGGCCAAUCCUGCCGGCGCAGACAAGGAGGCUGCUCAGUGACUGACGAGGAAAUGGGGGUAGGGGCGUGGGCACGCGCUCCGGAGGCUGCAGGCGCCAUGGGCAGAGUCGGGAACCGCGCUCACCAGCUGAGGCGAAAGCGGCCCGGGGAUCCUCCCGCCGCCUGCGCAGCCGUCGCAGUCAUGGGCGCCAGCCGCGCGCAGUGCCCCCGUGUCAGAUUCGGGGUCGUGAGUCACUUGGCGGCCAGGAGGUGGCUGGGAAGGUCGCGGCGGAGGCGCCGGUGGCGUCGGGUCCGGGAGAAGCGCCCCAGAGACCCGCUACCCUCCGCGCCAACCGCGGACCCACCGGCGCCAGCUGAGUCCUCCCAGGACCUGGACCUGGGCGCGCAGCGGGAGCGCUGGGAGAAGUUCAGGAAGCUGUGGGGUCUCAGCUGCGAGGGCGCCGCCAAGGUCCUGCUGGACACCUUCGAGUACCCGGGCCUCGUGCAUCACACCGGGGGCUGCCACUGCGGCGCGGUCCGCUUUGCGGUCUGGGCCCCCGCAGAUCUGCGCGUCGUGGAUUGCAGCUGCAGGCUGUGCAGGAAGAAGCAGCACCGCCACUUCCUCGUCCCGGCCUCGCGCUUCACGCUGCUCCAGGGCGCGGACAGCAUCGUCACCUACCGCUCCAACACGCACCCGGCGCUGCACAGCUUCUGCAGCAGGUGCGGGGUGCAGAGCUUCCACGCCGCGGUCUCUGACCCCCGCGUGUACGGCGUCGCCCCGCACUGCCUGGACGAGGGCACCGUGCGCAGCGUGGUCAUCGAGGAGGUCGGCGGUGGCGACCCGGAGAAGGAGGACGCCGAGGAGCACAAGGCCAUCCCCAAGACGUCCUCCCGGUCAGUCCCUGCCUGUGUCCGCGAACAGCAACAGUGACUGUCCGCGCAGAGAGGAACAGCGCAAGCACGCCCGAAACCCGCCGGCCGGCCGGCCCCGCGCGGAGCCCCCGACUACCUGCACAGAUCACACGCUGUGAACGAGGUGUUUCUGGCCUGGUUAAACCGUGGUUUCCCUUCCAGGGUUUGCCCUUCCCCUCCGCUAGUUUUCAGUGAACUCGCUUACGUUCCAAACCUUGAACACAACUUUAAUCUUGUGUACAACGUUACCCUUGCAAUCCCAUUAGCAAGAAGAGUGUCUCUGCUUUUUCUAGCCAUCCGUUGACUGUGUCUCUCGCUUUUACUGUUCUGCAUACGGUUGUCACAAAUCACCUGCAGAUGAUUCCCGUGUCCUGUACGUUCCUGGUGCUAUUGUGAACAGGCUUGUUUUCAGCGCUUUGCGUCUGGUGUGUAGGACGGCAACACACAAACAGUUUGUAAACACCUUGCCAGGACGUCUUCCACUCGUUAUGGUGUGUGUGUGCGCAUGUGGGUGUUUUAGACAGACAUUCACGUUUUCACUACUUAGACAUCCAGUUAUUUAAUGUUUUAUAUGAUAUAUUUUAAGAUUCAUUAGUAUUGCAUACCUCAUUGCUCUUACUAAACAAAUGAUGUUAGCGUUUUUCUCUGUUUUGAUUCAGAAACUGUCUCUGGGAAGGGAGAUGGGAGACAGGAAUGAGAAACGUCUAUGUGCUGUUUGCCCUCUUUAAUCUUUGUAAAUACCUAUCUUAUACAUGUGUUAAGUAUUCAGAAAUUAGUAAACAUUUAAUAAAUAGAAAAGUAUGUAUUUCUAUGCUGUAUAUUACAAAAUCAGCUCUAAUUUAUAUGUAAUUCUUGAUAUCUGAAAUUUUUAUCAAACCUCAGUGGUGAGUUCAAUGAUACAUAUCAAUAUUAUCAUUUUAUGGCUUCAUAGAAUUAAAAAAUAUGGAUCUUUCAUAAUUUAUGUAAUCAACCUUCUCUGAUGGAUGUUUAGCUUUUUGCCAACUUUCAGUGUAAUAAUAAUAGUUCAAAGGCGCAAACUUCAAAUAAAUGUCUGCAUUGUUGUACCACUCG
Messenger RNA from Sapajus apella (tufted capuchin), 2392 nucleotides. It is a transcript of the gene CENPVL3, whose product is annotated as centromere protein V like 3. NCBI's taxonomy places the organism in Eukaryota, Metazoa, Chordata, Mammalia, Primates, Cebidae. The transcript has a single exon. Gene Ontology annotation, molecular function: carbon-sulfur lyase activity. The record is from RefSeq and is a predicted model, not a curated record. Bases 483 to 1340 code for a protein of 285 amino acids.